AUGUUGGCGGGGCAGCCCCACGGCUCAGCCACUUGGCGUGCGACAAUCCUGCGUCAAGAUGCCGCGCCCGACGACGUCAAAGCCGGAUCAGCCCGCGGUGGGGCCGCGCCCGACGACGUCGGAACCGGAUCAACAGGCGGUGGGGGGCCGAGGGAGGCAUGGGAAGCGUGUUUGAGCGAAGAUGCCGUACGUCCCAGCGCGGGGGCCAUCCUGAACGCCAAUACCCUGUGGUAUGCCUGCGGCCGCUCCGACGGUGACGGCCGUGACGUCUGUAAAGAGCUGAGGUGCUCGUCCUGCUGGGAGGGGGGAGGGAAGAGUCUGAAAAAUGACGACAUCAUCUGCUAUCGGAUCAAGCACGGCGUGCCUGCUAAGAUCAGCAGCGGGCUGGGGCGGUUCAAGGGGGGCGACGUGAAGGCCGCAACCGCGGGCGGGGCAACCCCGCGCGACUGGGCGGUGGGCAGCGGGCAAGGAGACGCUGUAGAAAUCUUUACGAACCCCAAGGCCAAGAGGGACGACUUGAGCGGUGACGGUCAUGUCACGUUGUCAAGGAUCUUGUACUUCGUCGACCACGAGGGCAACAGACGCCCUGACUCCACCCCUGACGCGGGCCCCGCGGUGGAGUUUGUCCUCACGUACGAGUUCGUCACUUGUGGGUCUGGACGGUCCAAGAAAGCAGAUUCCGUCACACAGCACCCCACCUACUGGCUGCAGGGAGGGGUUAAGCAGGUUCCGUCAGUCUACCCGAUUGAAGCCAUUCGCAGGCAUGUCAUGAUGUACCACCACUGCCCGGGGUCGAGCUUCGCCACCGGGGUUUGGAAGCACCACUACAGGCUAGCAGCGGCCAAUCCCUCCGGGCUACGGGACGCGUACAUGCUGAACGAGCACUGGCGGAUUUCUUUUCAGGACGGUGUUGUCUGA
Ectocarpus sp. CCAP 1310/34 is the source of this 918-nucleotide messenger RNA. The record is from the annotation of a GenBank genome assembly. Lineage: Eukaryota; Phaeophyceae; Ectocarpales; Ectocarpaceae.